UAGGUAUUCUGCCUCGUAGCUGGUCUCAUUACACUGUACCUGCUGGCAUGACUGUUAUUCAGUGGGUGUCUGACUUCAGUGAACGCAUUAAACAACUACAGAAUAUUUCCCAGGCAGCUGCUUCUGGUGGAGCAAAAGAACUAAAGAAUAUCAAUGUGUGCCUGGGUGGCUUAUUCGUACCUGAGGCUUAUAUUACUGCUACAAGACAAUAUGUGGCUCAAGCAAACAGCUGGUCCCUGGAAGAACUUUGUCUAGAAGUCAAUGUUACAACUACUCAGAAUGCAGUCCUGGAUGCUUGCAGUUUUGGAGUCACAGGUUUGAAGCUUCAGGGAGCUACGUGCAGUAACAAUAAACUGUCCCUGUCAAAUGCUAUAUCAACGAUAUUGCCCAUAACACAGCUUCGCUGGAUCAAGCAGACAAAUGCGGAUAAAAAGGCUAAUGUGGUUACCUUACCAGUUUAUCUGAACUUCACCCGUGCUGAUCUGAUCUUCACUGUUGACUUUGAAAUAGCCACCAAGGAAGAUCCUCGCAGUUUCUAUGAACGUGGUGUUGCAGUCCUCUGCACAGAGUAA
Messenger RNA from Terrapene triunguis (Three-toed box turtle), 572 nucleotides. Its product is annotated as cytoplasmic dynein 1 heavy chain 1-like. Gene Ontology annotation, molecular function: minus-end-directed microtubule motor activity; dynein intermediate chain binding; dynein light intermediate chain binding. Gene Ontology annotation, cellular component: dynein complex. Lineage: Eukaryota; Metazoa; Chordata; Testudines; Emydidae. Gene Ontology annotation, biological process: microtubule-based movement. The record is from RefSeq and is a predicted model, not a curated record. The coding region runs from base 48 to 572 and encodes 174 amino acids. The transcript is spliced from 4 exons.